AUGUCCUGUACAUGUACAGUACCUAGUAGUACUUUUGGUGAAACGAGGCCUGUGGAUGCGGGGUAUUCAAUUUGCCAACAUUCGGAUAUCUGGGCGAAGAAGAAGGGUUAUGGGCCCUAUCCCGUUCACGGGCUAAAUUGCCGCAAUUGCAAGGGUAUAUCCGAAGCAGUUGCAUUAAAGCUAGACUCUGCGUAUCAAGUAAUGGAAAUAGGGAAAGUAGACUGGACGAUGUUGCUUGUCCGACGUCUAUGUGGCAGCAGUCAACAGAGAGCGGAGCAAAAUGCCGAUGACAUAAUCGCGAUCCAGUUGUAUCUCCAGGUUGAUUCAAUCCCAGUCUCUAUCUCAAUUCUCCAUGAAUCUCAUCCACUUCAUCGUUCAUGCCCGAUACGACGAAACUUACUCAUUGCAAUUAAAGAUACCAAAGGAAUGGCCACCGUUUCAAGGAAACGUAAAUCCCCCGAACCUAGCGACCACCACGCGCUUGAACACGACAACAAUGUCAGCACACCUCGAACCCCAAACGGAAGCCCAGCCAGGAAAAGAUUGAGGAUCACACUCAGCCAGAAACAAGCCUUGAUUGACAACUUGCAACUGGAGGUCACUGAACGGGCACGCAAACUCCGUGCACACUACGCGUUGCAAGCCCAAGACCUCCGCGGACGGAUUGAGCGACGUAUAAAUCGCAUACCUACCGCUCUGCGAAAAGAAAAGAUGGGUGACUUGCUUGCAAAAUACUCGGAACCAACCAGGGCAGUGGAUGCAGGCAAAAAAUCAGGGUCAACGAAAACAUCCAAAUCCUCAAGCAGAGCUGCGACGGGGACAGCCAAAAAUCCAGCGGACGGCCAUGAUGCCGCCACCACCACUCGAACAACUCGGGGGGCUAAGCGGACAAGCGAUGAUAUGCUCGCCUCCGGUAAAGAGAACGCCCCCUUUCAGGUUCAAGAUCACCACAGCCACCCCGCCCCUGCUGUGCAUGUGCCGCUAUCAAACCCCAAGAAGCGUGGCACGCCCAAUGCACAUCCUGCGGGGCAGCAUCCCCGGGUACUAUCUCAGUUUGCAGAAACGGGCGUCUUGUCGCCGAAAUCUUCCAAUUCUAGGACAUUCCCGCAAUCUCCACUGCGCAACGUCACUGGGAAGUCACAGCAGCAGCUUGGUGCAAGCGUUCGUCCGUCAUCGCCUCUGAAGCAUACGAGCCCGGUAAAGCCGGCCAGGGCAGGGGUGGUGGAGCACACGAAAACGCGAUCAACAAGAGGCACUACUACUACCGGUGCGACUGGGGCACGGAAAGUUACGCCACACACCAACGAUGGAACUGGCACGCGGAGAAGGACGACCGCUAAAUCCACCACGUCGACAACUUCGAAGAGAGCAACUGCAGCCUCGGCAACGGCACCACAAUCACGACCUGCUACUCGACAGAGGAACACGCGAAGGAACAGCGGCGCUUCUACGGUUUCGAACGUGUCAUCUGGCACAACGAUUGUGAAGACCACGGGGAGGGGCGGCGGCGGCGCUGCGGGUUCUCAGAAAGGAGCAGGCUCGCGUCCGGUCUCUGCGGCGAGUAAACGGCCGCCAGUUCCUCGAGCGGGAACGAAGAAGACGACAUCAACAGCUGGAACUGGAGCGGGAGCGGGAACGGGCUCAGUGAUAAAAAAGGUGCAGGCGACGGAGGAACCCGCUGCGGCGGCAGGGCAAAGAGUGCUUAGGAAGAGGGCUUGA
This is a messenger RNA of Histoplasma capsulatum G186AR, 1719 nucleotides long. RefSeq lists its product as uncharacterized. Gene Ontology annotation, cellular component: spindle midzone; chromosome passenger complex; chromosome, centromeric region. The coding region runs from base 1 to 1719 and encodes 572 amino acids. NCBI's taxonomy places the organism in Eukaryota, Fungi, Ascomycota, Eurotiomycetes, Onygenales, Ajellomycetaceae. Gene Ontology annotation, biological process: mitotic sister chromatid segregation. The record is from RefSeq and is a predicted model, not a curated record. The transcript is spliced from 7 exons.